Messenger RNA from Zingiber officinale, 4545 nucleotides. RefSeq names its product phosphatidate phosphatase PAH2-like. The coding region runs from base 675 to 4343 and encodes 1222 amino acids. The transcript is spliced from 11 exons. The record is from RefSeq and is a predicted model, not a curated record. Lineage: Eukaryota; Viridiplantae; Streptophyta; Magnoliopsida; Zingiberales; Zingiberaceae. Gene Ontology annotation, molecular function: phosphatidate phosphatase activity.
GGUACGGUUUGAUCGCAGGCUUCUCGAGCACAUCGAAAACACCUUCAACCUACGGAAGACGAAUUCAACUGCGGUGGAAUCAAGAUGGCGAUGGCUGCUUAGGCGCAACGCGAGUUCGCCAUCUACCUUUUCCUCCUCGGGCUCUCGCUUCGAUGGCAAUGGCAAUCUGUUUUUGGUUUCCUUUGCUGGCGAGACGUGAUUAGCCGCGGAUAUGCGAUCGGUACCGCCUCGCCCCUCGCCCUCGCUGGAAUUUUCCGAUUAGAAUAUGUUUCGAUUCCUUCUUGCAACCAGAGUUUUCCAUGCGCCAUUCUGAAGGCGUUGCGUUUCGUCCCUUGGUUUGCGCAGCGUCUCCUGGUCGGAGUUUGAAAGAGGCGAUUUUGGGAUAAUAUUGCCCCCCUUUUUUGCUGCUUAUUUUCCCUGUUAGAGGAGGAUUUCUUGUUCUUUGAUCUAUAAAAAAUAUCGCGCCUUGGCGAGAUUUCUUGUCUCUUGUUACACCAUAGCAUCCAUUGCAUUCCCCUAAUAAUUGUUCGAGUUUUUGGCUUCUUGGAGGUUCUUCAAUCUCUCUCUAGUUUUUGGCCGUCUUUGUGGCUACGAUUUGUUUUGCCAAUUCCAGAGUUAAAAGGUGUAAGUUUUUGAAUGCUUUAUAACUGCACGAAAGUCAGAGACUUGGAAAGAUGUAUGCUGUGGAGAAGCUCGGCAGCUACAUCUCCCGGGGCGUGUACACUGUCUCCGGUCCCUUUCAUCCUUUUGGAGGAGCCGUGGACAUCAUUGUCGUCCAACAGCAAGAUGGGAGCUUCAAGUCCUCGCCAUGGUAUGUCCGAUUUGGGAAAUUUCAAGGUGUUUUGAAGACGAAGGAAAAACUUGUGAAGAUAUCCGUUAAUGGCGUCGAAGCUGGAUUCAACAUGUAUUUGGACCAUAAAGGGGAAGCCUUUUUCCUCAGGGAUGCUGAAGCUGGAGAACAAGAAUUUUUCAUGUCACCUCCCACAUCUGGGGAUGAGACAGAGGGCACGAUGACGAACUACCAAUCUGAGAAGAACCUGAAUUUUGAUGCAGAGGGAUCACAGAAGGAAAUGGUCACUCAGGUGAGUAAUGGAAACAGUAAGCUUGUGACUCAAACGAGCUCAAAGCGAUCUACAAUUCUCGGCUUUGUAUUUGGACGUAAGACAUUUAAAGAAAUUCAUGACGGUGAGAAUGUGAAGGAAGUGAACUCAAUGGAACGUGCCGAGAUUACAGCUGACCUGCUGGAGGUAAAAUGGUCGACCAAUAUGAAGUCCCGAGACCAAAGAGUUGAUGAAGUAAAAUCACCUGAUAAUGGUGAGAUGAGUGCCUAUGUUUCUAAUGACAAUUAUGGUCCCCUGACAACUUUUCCAAAAGAUUGUUUGCAUCCCAAUGAAAAUCUUAAUGCUUAUGGUGGGGGAAUGGAUAAUGGUUGUGGAAAAACAAUAUCAACUGGAGAUAAUUUGGAAGAACUAAAACAUAGAGUUGGUGAGGAGCCUGCAGAUGUAUAUUCAUCUGAGGGUGGUAAAAAUUCAACUUGUGAGAGAAAGAACUCCGAGUUUGUUUCUGAGAGUCCUGGCAACAACCCUCAGAUUGCUAACUUUGGUUUUGUUGGAAUUUCUCCUCAUUCUUUUGGUUCUCACAGUGAUGAGCUGGGUGAAAGUAUGAAUAACAUGCUUAGUGGAAUAAUUUCUGAAGAGAUGGCCUCCUGUGGAGACGUGCAGAUUGAAACCAUGGGAAUUAAUGAUACAGAUGUGAGGAACAAAUCAGUACCUGAUUGGGUAGCACUGCAAUCUGAUGAAACUGGUGUACAGAAUUCUAGUUCAACUUCAUAUUGUCAUGAUGAAAUGCAGUGCCAUACUGAAAGUCAUAUGGAUUCAACAUUAGCAGUAUCUACAUUAGAAACAGGAAACAUGGAGGUUAGUUCUUUCUGUUAUUGGCAGACUAUAGAAAGCUCAACUAACAGGUCUAAUAUUACAGAUUAUAAAAUUACUGAUAAUCUGGGGCCUAUUUCUGGUGGGUUUGAACAUUGUGAAAGUGGAAUUUUGUGUCGCGCUAACAUGGUCCUCGAAGUUAGUUCAAUUGCAGGAGUGGGUGCAUCAUUAAUUAAUGAAAAUUCUGAAUAUAACCAUGACCAGAGCUUAGAAACAGCUAGAAAAAGUGAGUCUUCAUUAUCUGAAAACUCUCAGUAUGACUCUCCCAUAGAAGAGGCUUUGAUAGACUCAGAUAACUAUGACUUUGGUUCUAUGUCCUAUCCUACCUCAUAUUUUAAACAAAUUUCAAGUGGUAUCCGUUUUUCAUUGAACGAGCAGAUACCAGGCUGUGAAUCUGAAGUCAUUUCUGUGGAUGCUGUGGCAGGGGAAUCUGCUCAUGUCCAAGAAAUGAAUUUUCAGAAAAUUGAUUUGCUGGGUAAUCAUUCUUGCAUGGAGGAAACAGGAAUUGCACAAGUUGCUUCUUGUCCUGCUUCUAUACCCGGUAAUCCACCCAAGUAUGGCGUGUUCACCAAAUCAGCUAGCAUUUCCGAACUUCUCAAUUCCUACAACUCAGAUAAUGCAGCUCAGGAAGUAGAAGGUUUUGAUCAAAAGUGUAAUUUGACAGGAGUGUAUUCUUUGGAGCAUAUCAAUGUUGCUCGAGAUCUCAGCACCGUCACUAAGCCUCGAGAAGUAGCAGAAUAUAGUGUUUCACACUUUGAGAGCUCAGAUGAUGUUCAAUUCCCAUUCAGUGAUAUAGACAACUAUGGUGCUAAAGAAAUUAACCCAGAACUAUCUGACAAUGAGAAAGUUGGUGAAACAAAAUAUUUCCAAUCACCCAAUGCAGAAAUUGAUCUAGAAACGCAAGAUUUGGAAAUAAAAAACAAUAAAUGCUCUCUUAGUAACUCUGGCGCCUUCAGUUCUCAAUCUAGUCCUAUGGUUAUUUCCAGUUGUAAGCGAUGUUCUGGGGUAAAUGAGCUGUCAUCCAAAUCAUUGCCCAUUGUCCGAAGUCAUAUUAAGGAUCUUGAAGUCUCUCCUCUACAUCACUCAUUGAGUAGUUGCUCAUUGGUUGAAAAAAAUGACAUCCAAGAGGCUGUUAUUUCUUCUGACAGUGAAGAGGAGGAACCAAAAAGCAGCUUGACAAAUGUCACAGUAGAGGUAUCUCUAUGCAAUCACUUGCUAUUUGAAGGGAUGGGAAUAGAUGCAGCUUGUCAACAAUUUGAUGCUGAGAAGGUGAAUGUGGAGAAAUUCAUCGCAUUAGGUCCUUCAGUUGUGAAGGAUGAACGACUUGUUGUUAGAAUUGGUGAUCAGUACUUUCCAUGGAGUGCAGCGGCACCUAUUGUUUUGGGAAUGGUUUGCUUUGGUCAAAAAGAGAUGCUCGAGCCUCAAGGUAUGAUACCUGUGGAGAGAGUUGAGAAAACACUUGGAACUUCAAAAAGUAUGCCCAUACAACCUCGGGGGAAUUGGAACAUAUGGCCUUUUGUUAAGAAGUCUAAAACCUUAAGUAAUCCAGAAGCACUCUCUGAAGUUGGCAGUGACUUAAUUCUGGAUCCUGAUUUUAGAAGUAAUGGAAGAAUAGCACAAGAAAGUGACAUUAUAAAAAUCAAAAACUCCAAGAAGGUGCAAUCACUCACCCCAACUUCUGAAGAACUUGCUUCAUUGAAUCUUAAAGAAGGAAAGAAUGUAGUCACCUUUAAUUUCUCAACUGCAAUGCUCGGAGUGCAACAGGUAGACGCCAGGAUCUAUCUUUGGAAAUGGAAUACUAGGAUAGUUGUCUCAGAUGUAGACGGAACUAUCACCAAAUCAGAUGUUCUUGGACAGUUUAUGCCUUUAGUUGGUAUGGAUUGGUCCCAGACAGGUGUUACUCAUUUAUUUUCUGGAAUCAAGGAUAAUGGAUAUCAAUUGCUCUUUCUCAGCGCUCGAGCAAUUUCACAGGCUUAUCUAACAAGGCAGUUUCUUUUCAACCUAAAACAGGAUGGAAAGGCUUUGCCAGAUGGUCCAGUUGUCAUAUCUCCUGACGGUCUCUUUCCUUCACUCUACAGAGAAGUUAUCAGAAGAGCUCCUCAUGAAUUCAAGAUCUCAUGUCUAGAGGCAAUCAGAGCACUUUUCCCACCUGAUUGCAAUCCAUUCUAUGCUGGCUUUGGAAACAGGGACACUGAUGAGAUUAGCUACCUCAAGGUUGGAAUUCCUAUAGGCAAGAUCUUCAUUAUUAAUCCUAAGGGCCAGGUUGCAGUAAAUCGCCGAGUUGAUACGAAAUCUUAUGCUUCUCUCCACCAGCUCGUUAAUGGAAUUUUCCCACCCAUGUCCUCAUUCGAGCAGGAGGAUUACAAUUCAUGGAACUUUUGGCGAUUACCUCUUCCUGAUGUCGAUAUUUGAGCAAAAGAGUGCACCGUAUAUCAUCAACGGAAUUCAGCAUGAAUACUGCUAUCGGUGGUGGGUCGAUGUACAUACACAAGAACACACAGCCAUGGAGUUUCCUGUUAUUUUUUGCUUGUUUUUUCUUAUCCAUGUCACAUCUUGAUGGAUAUAUACUUGUACUUAUGAUCAUAUCAGAGAAAAAAGAGUAACAUUUAGCCUU